AUGAAGACCAUCGCUAUCCUCGCUUCGCUCACCAUUGCCGCUGCUGCAACGAUUUCCGACUGCACCUCGAGCAACCUCGCUGGCCUCACCGCGCUCGGCACUAACGCCACGAGCCCGUUUCCUCUCUGCGCUAAGGCCAUCAACAUCAACGCCGCCAAGCUUGCCAACCCGUCGUGGCAGCCGGACGAUCUGUCGGUCCUCGACGCCUUCUACAAGGCGCCUGCGUUAAAGACAUAUUCGCAGCACCUCGUGACGCUCUCUUGUGACGACUACGUCGCUGCUGCCAAGGUGGGCUACGCCGCUUAG
Saprolegnia diclina VS20 is the source of this 306-nucleotide messenger RNA. RefSeq lists its product as hypothetical. The coding region runs from base 1 to 306 and encodes 101 amino acids. The record is from RefSeq and is a predicted model, not a curated record. Lineage: Eukaryota; Oomycota; Saprolegniomycetes; Saprolegniales; Saprolegniaceae. The transcript is spliced from 2 exons.